CAAACCUGAUUGCAUUUGGAAAAAUGCUGAAUAAGUGAUAUUUGCACUCCUGCCGCUACUUCAGCGGGUUUCCCGAUGUUGGAGUGACCACUCGUGGGGUCCCUCACAAGUCAUGCAGCUCGGAGCAUCAUCGUUGCUUUCAGAUAGCAUGAAGCUGCUGCUUGUGCUUGUGGUGGGCAGUCAGUUCUUCCACUCCUCACAUGCAACUUCCUUCAAAGCCCUUUCCUGCAGUGAGCAGAGGGUGGUGAAGGCAGCAGAGCUGGCAGUGGAUCACAUAAAUGCUGACCAGCCAGAGGGAUACAAGUACGUGCUGAACAAAGUUGAAAAUGCCCAGGAAGAUCGAGAGAAGCAAGGUAUACCUUUUGUGUACAUUGAAUUUGAGAUACUGGAAACCAGGUGCCACUCAUUGAAUCCUAAACCUGUGGGAGAGUGUGAAGUGCCAUCUGGUCCCGAAGCUAUUUCUGGUGACUGUAAAAUGCAGUUACAAAUGAGUAGAACAUCCAGAUGCAUCGAGGUCCAGAGAUACUGGUGCUUGAUAUCACCAGACUCUGAUGACAUGGUUCUGAGCCGGUGCCCUUCCUGCCCACAUCGUAUUGCUCUAAAUCAUACAGAUGCCAGCCACGCUGUUGCAGCAGCGCUGAAAAAAUACAACCGACACAGCAACAGGACAAAUUAUUUUGCAGUAAAGAAAAUAACUAAAGCUUCCUCCCAGAUGCUUGCCGGGAAAAAAAUAUUUGUUGAAUUUGUCAUCCAGGGAACUGCAUGUGCUAAAACCUCUCCUCUUCCAAAUUGUCCAGUGAAUGAAGGAACAUUUGCAUCUCGUACCAAAGCUUUCUGCACUGCCACUGUCGAAAAACCCAUCCCUGGCCGAGAGAAAGUUGAAGUGAAUUGUGACUUCUACAGACCAAAGGUGGCAGUCAGCUCAGUAAGGAAUAAAGUAGCGAGCUGUAUCCGACAAAGAGGACAAGGAAGAAGAAAUAAGAGGCAAUCCAUACUUAAGAAGAAACCUGGCCAUAAACAGGCAAGCCCAAAGAGUGGAACUCGCAGGAGAACUGAAUCCUCGGAGGAAGUACAGGGUGCACUGGGCUUCACUAUUGGCACAGGCAGUAGAAAUGACUACCCACAACUCCCUGGACCUCGAAGGAUCUGUCCAGGAAGAGCCCGGUACCUUGGAGGAGCCGCUGGGCCUAUGUGAUGUGCUUCUGAAGUAAAUACAGAGAGAAGCUUCACAGCUGACAAUCUGUUCUUUUCUUUAAUAUUAGGAAGUAGUUUAUACUGAUUGUGAAGGGCACAGACCUGAAACAUAUUAGAAGAUGAAAACCAGAAAAUAAAUGUAUAAUUGAUUUAUAAAAUAAAAUAAAAGGCUGAAAUGAAUGUGACCUUU
Messenger RNA from Amblyraja radiata (thorny skate), 1384 nucleotides. Its product is annotated as fetuin-B-like. Gene Ontology annotation, biological process: negative regulation of endopeptidase activity. The record is from RefSeq and is a predicted model, not a curated record. The coding region runs from base 113 to 1195 and encodes 360 amino acids. Gene Ontology annotation, molecular function: cysteine-type endopeptidase inhibitor activity. Gene Ontology annotation, cellular component: extracellular region. The transcript has 7 exons. Lineage: Eukaryota; Metazoa; Chordata; Chondrichthyes; Rajiformes; Rajidae.